Messenger RNA from Xyrichtys novacula (pearly razorfish), 14778 nucleotides. The record is from the annotation of a GenBank genome assembly. Lineage: Eukaryota; Metazoa; Chordata; Actinopteri; Labriformes; Labridae.
GCUGUGUGGCUGCAUCGGCGCAUGGUUGCAGCGCAGCAGAGCCGUUUUUUCCUCUUAUCACCACAGUGGGUCUAACGUUCGCCCCAGAAUGGAGACUAAACCGGUCAUCACCUGCCUUAAAACUCUCCUCAUCGUUUACUCCUUCGUGUUUUGGGUAAGUAGCGUUUUAUACAUCUCUACCCCCCUUCAUUGCCGCAGAGUAAUCGUUUAUAACCCAUCCGAAUGCCCCGUUGUGUGUGUUUUUUUGUGUGUGUGAUGAAGGGGUGGACACACCGCCAGCACAGCAUCAUCGACGGAUUUAUGCUGUUGUUUCAGACAUACGCCAGUGAUACACGGCGAUAGCUUCACCACUUUAUCGCUAAUUCGUGAAUUUAAUCGUUUUGUGUGACAUAGGUUAUGGUAAGGUUGCACACAUCGUGGCUGCUGGCUGGGCGUCAGUGUUGAGAGGACAUACGGCGCACACAUAGCAUCAUGGUUGUUGUCAGUUAGCGCGGUGGAGGAGGAGGAGGAUGUUCAACAUCACCAUCUGAUAAGAGCGACGUUAGAGGCCUGCUGUUGUUUGAUGAGGCCCGUGAAAUGACCAUUUUCUCUACACACAGGGAACAUUUAGUGCCCGUUGCAUAGGUUUUCUUAAAGGAACAUCGCACCGUGACCAUCGUCUCCUCCAUGAAUGAAAGAGCAACACCCUUGUAAAUCAAUUGAUUCCUUUAGGAAAACCCCAGCCAACGCAUUAAGUUAUUAUCCAGACAAACUUACAGCAUCUAAUGCAAUCAAAAUACCACUGCACCAUAGCCAUACCAUAGCACUGAACGUGGUCAGUCAGUAUUGAGUCUUAUAUUUAUGACUGUGACUGUAAAUGUUGAAAUUGUAGGCUGGUUUUGUGUAAUGAUACCCCAAAGUUUUCUCAGUAUUCUCAAAAAUAUGUGAAAUGUUCCCAUUAGACUACUACAUCAUAAUAUAUGUGAGCCCAUCCAUCCACUUGUUUUGGAUGGAAGUCAUUUCCAGUAUUUUCUUUUGUGCCUGUGAAACUCCUAGUAUCAUCUGCUAAAUGAAAAACAAUAAAAACUAACUAAACAGGGGUAAACAGUAUAUCAGUAUACAGUAUGUCUGCUUUAGGCUUCUGUAGGAUGUCAGUAAAAGCAGUAUAUUUCCGUAAUGGAUCAGCUGACAGUGGUUGGCAUUUUUGCUGAUCACUUAAAAAAGUCUUGCGCCCUAAAGCUCUUAGUUGACCAGUAGGUUUGUGGACUGAUUUCUGAUGGAACUCAAAAUAUUAGUAUUUAUUUUUUGUUAAAUGACAUGUCUACAAAAAGGUUAAGAUCAGUGCUUAAAGUGCAGACUUAAAAGUUUAAGGCUGUGUUGUUGUAUGAUACAGCAGCGUAUUGAGGUUAGGGCUGCAACUUAUACCCUCUUUUCAUGUCGGACAUGACAUGAAUAAUAGACAAGGGAAGACAACAAAGCCUUGCGGUGGACUGGUUUUUGUGAUUGACUUGCAUGAUUGUAAGCCUAUUAACCCAUUUAUUUAUUUAUUUAUGUGGGACACUGCCAACAUAUUUUAAUGCCCCAUAAAUUGAUUUUUCUUAUUUUCAGCACAUUUUGAGACUAAACUUUUGGUUGUUUACUCAAAUAUUGUAUAGAAGACCUAAGCAUGUUGGCUUUUGUUUAAAAGUAACAAAACUUCCAUCUAAUGUUUAUUUUCGUCUGACAAGAGGUUGUCAUUUUCUUAGCGACUAAAUAGAUUCCUUUAAGUUAGAAUGUAAAAAAACACGGAGUGUGUUUAAGAGUGACUUUAGCCAUGCUAAGCCUCUGACAAACCUUAGUGCUUCUGCGAUUUCCAGGUCAUAAAUAUUUAAAAUUUCUACUUAAACUGAGACUGCUACUUGUUUGUUUUCCUAGCUGGACUUUGCUGUUUGACACAGCUUUGUUUUUUUAGGAAGGACCCCAACUGAUCUGUCAUUUUGAAUGACUCAUACAUUAAACAUUGCCAUGGUAGAAAAACAAGCCAACUACAAAAAACUGUUUACGAAAUCCUAAUGUGAUGUCUCAAUGUAAGACCAUCAAAAAGAACUUAAAUGAUCUUUUAGAUUGAAUCAAGUGUUUUUUACACCUUAAACACACACACAGAUGGGAGGAUAAGGAAUGAAACUGGCGAGUUUCCAUAAAGAAGAUGGUUAAAUGACAGUUCUACCUUCUGAAUUAAAUGAAGACAACAUUUUAUGAGAGUUUUCAAGCACUGGCAAACGUCUGAAUCAAACUUCUGGUGGAUUUAAACUUCAAAGCCCGCUCUGAUUUGAAUUAAUUAAAAGCUUUUACAGUGCUAAGCAAAUAGCAUAUAAUAAGACCCAUUUGGAGAAUACAUUCUGAUAUUUUCACUCUAUGCUGGCACUUUGUCUCUGUAAGCCUCCUCGGGAUGUGAGGCAGCUGAUCGCACAUAAAGCAUAAUAAAUGAAGAAGUGGAGAAGUAAUUCUCAUGCCGUUUGGCUCUCAGUGGCUUGGUUUAGCAGGUUGUUUACCCUUAGAGUAGAUUUGAUCUGUGCAGGCAGCAAUCAGUCACCUUAACACCACAUAUCUGAAUAUGCGCCAAGCAAUUUGAGGAACUGUGAAAGCUUUUGACCAGAAAACUUGACCAUAAUUGUUGGUUAUAAACUGCAGACUUGGAGCGGCCAGAUAUAGUCGCACUUGAAUUAACUAAUAAGAACACGUGGGAAAGAUUUAUCUGUUCAUGAUGUGUUUAGGACCUGAGGAAAACGUUCUAUUUUUGCCCCCACAUUUCAUCUGGAUUCCAAACGAAAGCGAAGCAACUUGAUUCUGCAAAACCAGAAAUAGAGAUUGAAGAAGAAAGUUGCGGGGCUGAAAUAAGCGAUUCAGUUACAUGCCCAGGAUGAGCCUGAGCAGACACGUGAGGUGAUAUAGAUAUGAGGUUUUAUAUUUAGUCAGGAUUGGACAGUCUCUGGAUGCAUCAGGUUUCAGGCCUCUGAAGUGUUGAAGUAUCUCACAGCUCAAUGUGGACUUCUUCACCCCUGAGGCUGGAGCACAGACUGGUCCACACUGGGCACAGAGUUCAAAGGGAGAGAGUUGUGCUGCUUCAAUGUCAGGCUUAGUUUCGGUGUCAUCAACUUGUCCUGGCAAAUAAUAUCCUAAGUGUGAAUAGCUGCAUUGCCAUACUUUUAAUACGUACACACAUGCACACACGGGAUGAAUAAAUGCUGAGCAGGUGGUGGAGUCUGCGUGGUGUCCUCGCCAGCAUAUUUUGUCAUCGCACCUUCUGUUUCUUUAUUAGACCAGCGGGAGAGGAGGAGGGGAAGAGGGGUGACCUGUUUUAAACCCUGCGCUGUAACCAGGGUGGCAUUGAAUUUCAAACAAAACGUGUGGGGGGCUGCUCGGCUGUAGGAGGAGGAGGAGAAAGGAGGGAACAAUCUGAAGCUGUUUGACAUGCAGCAGCAGACAUGAAAGUCUAGAUGACUUGCCCCCCCCUCCACUUCUUGGACUUGAUUUCCCUGUUGGCUUCAAAAUGAACACUUUAGCAUUGACAAGAUCGUUCCUUAUUUGUAUGCAAGAGCAGCUCUUAGAGGUCCAGACAUUUUGUUGCUGAUGAUGUAGGCCAUAAACAGUGAGGACAUCGUCAUCUCGAGGACUGUUCUGUGAAAUGACAGUCAGCCCCGGCUGUUAGAAUCCCUGGUAAUAGAAACAGUGGAUGUCAUUACACACGAAUCAAAUCAUCGGCCCGCAGUCCUUCAGUUCAGUCAGACAGCGGCUGAGGAGCAGGAAUGUAAGAGUUGCGAUGAUUAGUCCACUGACAGAAAAUGACUCCACAACUAUUUUACAGACAGAAUUGAACAGUUUGGUUACUUUGUGGGCGAAAUGCCAAACAUUUACUGGUUUUAGAUUUUUGUUUUUUUAAAUUUGCAAUUUUGCACAUGGCAGUAAAUUCAAUAUCCUUUUGUGUCAGAUUAUUGCUGUGAAAGACAGGAAAUAUGGAGAUGUAAUUUUUCAGCCCCAGGAAAUGAAACAGAAUAUGAUGCUUUUUAGAUGUAACUAGGGCUGGGCGAUAAAACGAUAAUGAUAUAUAUAUAUCAAAAAUUAAUUUCCCUAGAUGUCGAUAAACAUGGUCAAUGUGCUGUUUGAUAGCCAACAUUCUGCCAUAGCCAAUGAAAAGGGGAGUUCCUCGGGUCUGCGCCGCGCUGAACUGUUCAUACAGUCUGCUUUCUCUAGCGCGAUGCCUUACGACAAAACAACGAAGAGACACAAAGACCUCACAGAUGCAGUAGCUUUAGGCCUGUCGCGAUAAUCAAUAAAUCGCCUUAUCGCUCGAUAAAUAAAAACGAGGUCGGUCAUUUUGCCAGCCUCGAUAAUUGACGUGCGUUUGUUUUCCUCCUCUCUCGCUACCAAACACGCUGGAUGAGAGAAGAGGUCUCACUCUGCGCAUUGUUCUCGGCACCUGGGGGCGUUGGCUCUAUAGCGGAAUGAACGGAGUUAGUGAACCCUCCUGUCAGUCAUUCAGUGUCUUUGUCACGAGGGGGCUGGCGCGCACAGGCACACAGACACAGACUUUUGGAUACAGUGCUGCAAGUGAGCGUCGUGAGUGAAAAGCAAGCUAACAGAAUGAACACGACAGCUUUGGUGUCUAAACCGAACGCAACAGCCCAAGUGUGGGAAUAUUUCGGCUUUAAACCAGUAUUGUUUUCGUCAACCACAAAACUCCACGUGUGUGUGUGCGCGCGCGCGUGCGUGUGUGUCUGUGUGUUGGAGGAGCACAGCAGGCUGAUGAGAGCUGUCAGAGCGGACUGAAGCUGCUCCUAUAUGUUUAGCGUUUAACUGACUGAGUUUUGCAACUCUGUUCGUCAUUUUCGUCUCGUCCCAUCAACGUAAACGCACUUUCGUCUCGUCACAUUUUAGUCAUCUCCGACUUAUGUUUAGCUCGUCAACGUUACGUCUUCGUCGUGGGAGAAAAGGGAAAUAUUUUAGUCAACGAAAACAACCAGUGUUGUUCUCGUGUGGAAAUUAAAGUUUAUCACUUUUGACACGGUGUACUCGCAUUAUUAUGCCAUAUAAUAUCAUUAUCUAUAAUUUAAAAAAUGGUGUCAAUAAUAUCGUUUAUCGGCGAUAAUUUGUAGCACAAUUAUCGUCCAGCAAAAUUUGUUAUCGUGACAGGCCUAAGUAGCUUAUUGUAUUGCAAAAGACAUGCUACCUAUAAGCACUGUAAAAUUUCAUUUAAGAGUAACAGGAAACAUUUAAGAUUGACAAGUGAUUUUUUUAAUAUCGUGAUAUCAGCUGAUAUGAAAAAAAUAUAUAUUGUGACAAACUUUUUUCCCAUAUUGCCCAGCCCUAGAUGUAACCCUACUGUUUCACCUUUGUUUAUAUACACCCUUGUUUGUAUUAAUGUGGAAGGUUUGAGAGGUAACAUUCCUGGCAUGAAUGCACCCCCAUUAUAAUUCUUCAACUGCUGUUCCUUGAAUGGCCACUUGGGGCUGGCUCCAAAGUGAAUCAAAUCCUGUAGACCCGUGUUGAAAUGUCAGACUUUACAGUUGUUGUAGGCAUCAAUAGCAAAUUUCUCCAUAAUAAAUAAUUUGUUUCCAUUAAAGCAUAUCAAGGCGUAUAACCAUACAGAAGAUUUAAACUUUACAGUAUAUCAUAGAGUCAUUUUGGGGUUAAAAAAAACCUAAUCAUUAUGAUGCAACAAACAGGGGUCUUGAUUUUCAACAUGGAAACUGUUCUGGUUUCUAUUUGUAGUCCCAGUAGGAUUUACGAGUUUGAAGAUGUUGUCCUGGGGGAUGUAAUGGAGCGAGAAAUGAAAGCAUUUAAAAUGCAGACAUCAAUGCUGCACAGACAGGAAGGUGGGAAAAAUAAUGCAAAUAUUUCAUAGAUCGAGAGCUCACAGCUAGAUGAUUAACAGCCUUUAUGUUCAUUCAUUAUAUGGGAUAUUCUGAGUUAUCUCAGGACGUCACUGUGGUCACAGUCAUAACCUCACCCGCUGAGUGUGAUGAUUCAUCUUUUAGUUCUUGGCUAUGUUUUUUGUUGUUGUUGGACCUGACUUUUCAAACAUUUAUGCACAUUUAUUGUACAAAAAUAUAACACAAUAUGGGCAAAUGCCAGCAAAAUUAAACAGACAGUUCUUGGAAACAUUUGAAACACACUAAUUUAAUCACUCCAUGUUGUGAGUAUGUGGUCAAUCUCCAUCAAGUGCCAUGCAUGCCUCAGGAGAUUCAUCAUUUUAACUGCCCUCAUGGCAAAGGAGUAAUUGACAGGUUUUGCUAAUGUCAUAUCAACCACAGUGAGAGUAACAUGUCAUUUAAGUUAAGUACAGACUUAAUGGUAAUAGGCAAAACAAUCUAGUUCUAAUGACCUACUAACCAACUCAAUACUUUUCAGAGCAAAACAUGUUCAUGACAGCCUUUAAAAUAUGGUUCAUAGUUUAGAGUGGUAAUAAGGUGAAUAUAUGUUUUAUGUAGAUUCUCAAGUAUGGGUGGACUUUCAAAUGUAUGGACAAUAGUUUCAGCCUUAACUUGAAUAUUUAGCUUUAGGUUGUUCUCUCCUCUAGAGCAGCCACACAGUGUGUUUUCAUGCCUGUGUUCCCUCUCCCUGCGAUUCUUUCUAUAAACUCACCCUCUGCUGAAACCCAGUGUCCUUGUGCGUCAUAGUGUUUAUGGAAAUUCAUGCGUGGAUGUUUGCAUGAGACACGAUCAAGUUCAGGCAUUUCACACUGCAGCUAGAGUACGCAUCUUAACGUGACUCAGAUUUUGAUCCCAAAGUGACUCCUGAAACUUGGAACCGAAUUCAGAUCAGUGCGGCGGUGAAAUCAGAGGCACGCUGAUGAGCAAAUGUUUGUCCAGUUGUUGUAUACAAACCCUGCCAGGAGUUCAAAGUGUAAAUGUUGUGAAGACUAUUUUACCUUCAAGCGGUGAGAACCAACUUUUCAGGCUUGUUGGUGAAAUAAACAUAGCCCUCUUUUUAUGACAACCAUUAAUGUCCUACCAGUGAAAUUUUAAUAUUUUUUAGAGGUUUUGUCUAUGAAACCACCUUAACUAAACCAUUUUACCAAUACUCAGCUAUUUAAGCUGGUAAUCAUGUCAUUAAAGCCACCUGAGACAUUCAUAAAUUCAAAACUUUGAGCUUGUUAUUGUCACUCACUUUAAAGUGGUCCAAACUGGUCCUUGUUUUUAGUGCUUUAGUAUAACAACUGACAAAAAAAAAAAGACCUUUUAUAAUCUUGUAAUUGGUUGAUCCCUAUAACCAUACCAGGAAACCAAUGUCAACUCAACUGUCAAAACAACCUCAGGAUGCUGGUACAACUGCGUUAGAAUCACUGCUUUGACCUUUAAUAAAUGAGGGAAUAUGGGAGCCAAAGUGUUUGUAAUGAUAAAAGAUUUAUCUCUAACAGCUCCUAAUCACUCGUUCAUCUUUGUCAUUUUCACAUAACACGACAUUUAACCUUGGGGAAUUAUUGACUGCUUCCUAUGAGGGAAUUUAUCAUCUUAUUGGCUUAUUUUCUGUGAAGAGUUGAGGCGAUCGGUUUCAUCAGUCAGAGAGGUUUCAGGGUGCACAGAGACAUUUUGUACAUGCUGCGCCAUCUCUAACCAGAGGGCCUGGCAGCGGGACGGCGAGCAGCCUCCUCUUGGAAGAAAACAGGGUAGUAUGAUGACUUGGCCCUCGCUAGAAUCAGAUCAUCAGCAGCCGUUCCACACCCCGUUCUGUUUCCAACGCCAGCAAGACAUACCCAGCUGAGACACACGCCGCUUCAGCUGCCUAGUACAACACACUCUUUUAUCCGCAGCCUUCAUUUGAAAUGCUAAGAGAGGCGCAACAGGAGGAAGCGUCUCGCUUGGGAUCAAAGAGCUUCUUUGACAUGGCCCCUUUCUUUUUCCGUUUGUGUAUGAGUGAGUGCAGGCAUAUUCAUAAAGCAGGUGAUCGCAAUCCCGCACUCUAGAUAAAUGUGUGUCUCUGUCUGCCGUCUCCUCCCCCUCACUCUAAUUGCUCUCCUUUCUUGUUCCACCUUGAUCCUCUUUCUCCUCCUCCCCCUUGCAACGCUGCUAAAACACAGCUUUUGUAACGCUGCAGCAACACAGAGAUAAAGGCCUGUUCCCCUGCUUUCAUUCUGUUUCCUGUGCUCUCUCUCUGUUACAUGCAACUCUUCAACUUCUGCCCCGCAGAUAACAGGAGCCAUCCUGCUGGCAGUUGGAGUAUGGGGGAAGUUGAUGCUGGGCCCGUACAUUUCUCUGAUAGCGGACAACUCCACCAACGCUCCGUACGUCCUCAUCGGGACCGGGACUGUCAUCAUCGUUUUUGGCCUUUUUGGAUGCUUCGCCACCUGCAGAGGAAGCCCAUGGAUGCUGAAGCUGGUAGGAAGGAUGGGGUGUUAUGUUGCAGGGAGCGCUUAGAGCUUUGUGGAUGCUGAAUAAUUAGCCUCAGGUCACAUGAUAGAAGGAAUAAUGGUUGACCUCCAUCCUGUGGAGAGGGAUCAGAAAUCCAAUAAAUGCUACAGGGCACUUUGUUCAGUUAAUGGUGGUCAAGUGUGUGCGCUGGAGUAUGUGUGUGUACAUGUGUAAGUGUGCAGGCAUAAGCAAAUACUGCCCAACAAAGGUAGAGGAUUUUAUGCAAACCAUGCAAAUCUUCCUCCUCUCUCUCUCUCUUUCUCUCUCUCUCUCUCUCUCUUUCUUUCUCUCUGCAGUAUGCCAUGUUUUUGUCCCUGGUCUUCCUGGCUGAGUUAGUGGCAGGAAUCUCUGGAUUUGUGUUUCGCCACGAGGUCAGUAGACAGAUCACAGACGUUAAUUGAAAAGCAUUUAAAGCCACGUAUAAAACCCCCUCGUCUGAGUACAUGUGUAUGAUGUCAUGGUGUAGAUAAAGGGGACCUUCCGCAGGACAUACAAUGACGCAGUCCUGAACUACAACGCUGAGGACGAGGCGAGCCGUGCCGUUGACAACAUCCAGCACACUGUGAGCCCCUUAAUACAAACUCAACCUACAAAUACAUAAGCAAAGAUGCACUUUAAUGCUCAGGGUUUUGCAGUUUUCAUACUUUAUUUGAUGAAAUCCUGUGAAAAAAAAAGUAAAAACAACCAGCAACCUUAUCCUUUACAGAGAAAGCUUUUCUAUGGCUUUAUAAGGCAUUACACUCACUGCUAAUGUAGGGAUACGCUUACCUGUUUUGGUUAGUGGACAAUAGAAAACACAUAAUGCCAACCUUAUGUUUCACUCUUCAUCUGUUCUUGUGUCUCUCCAUAUACGUGUAGCUGCGCUGCUGUGGAGUGUAUAACUACACCAGCUGGCUCGGCAGUGUGUAUUACCCAUCUAAUGGCAUUCCUGCCAGCUGCUGCUUUAACUCCUCCGACUGCAACCUGGAAGACCUUCGCAAUGCAACCGUAGCCCCGAGCAAGGUCUACCACCAGGUCGGUAUCUUAUUAUAUUUCCCACUUCUGGCCUGUCUGCUCAUAAGUGCUCAGUUUAUGACUGACUGUCUCACCAGUCUGAAGAUUACAGGUCCUCAUUCACCUUUUCAUGCCCUCUUCCUCUUCCAUUCCUCUAACAACUGCCUCAGAUAAUCUCCCAGUUAUCCGUCUUGCCCCUCAUUUGCACAUAUAAUUUGUCCCUGUUCCCUCUGCCGACUAACCUGCCCCCUGUGUUUCAGGGCUGUUACGAGCUUGUCACUUCAUUCAUGGAGACCAACAUGGCCAUUAUUGCGGGAGUGACGUUUGGGAUUGCCUUCUCACAAGUAAGAUUUCACUGUAUUACGUAUCACUGCAUUAGUGACUCUCUUAUUAUUUAUAAGGCUGCUUUUUUUUCUCUAAUAUCGGGUGCAAAAGUUCUGUUGACUAAAAAACAUUGUGGUAGUGUAGUGUUGUGUUGUUCACGAACGAUUCAUUCAACAGAACCGAAUCUUUUAAGUGACCGUACUGAACUGAAUCACGUCCUCGAGUGAUUUGUUCGUUUCUCACUUCAGUUGAUCUGAAGUGAGAAACAGCAUUGCCAGUCGAGCAGCCGGCAAACGAGGGACCCCAUGCAUUGACGCCUGAAUCACUUGGUGAACGAAUCACGCAUUGAACUACACUCUCUGGAGUUUGCAAGGAAACGGUGCAUGUUCAGUGUGAAUUCUUCUAAACGUUCAGUGAACGGAUCACUCACUGACCCCAACUUACUGAGCAGACCUGAUGAAUACCAUACCAAAGACAGUACACUUCAAACAUCAUGACUUAUAAACAAGUUCAUUUCGAAAAACCUGUUUGCCAUAGCAACACAGCCAAACACUCUCUUCUCCCGGUCCCAGAAGCUAUGAAUUCAACUGAACCCUGAAACAUUCAGCUGUGUAUCAGUUCAGGAGGUCGGAGUCGCAGGCUUCUCUCGCCGAGGGCUAAACGAUUCAGUGAUUUGGUGAACAAAUCUUUUGAACAAAUCUUUUCAGUUAACUGAUUCUAGUGAUUCAGUACAUCUAAAAGAACUACCAUGCCCAUCACUGUGUAUCUUAUUGAGCAAAUCUGACAAAUGUCAUCACUUUUAGACUGAUCAACAACUAAUAAAACAAUAAUUACAGAGAGUCUGGAGGAACUGUGGGAUUUUGAGUUAACACAACCUCUCCGGUUACCCAUUAGAAACUGUAAGGCUACAGCUAAUGUUAGCAUCAAACCACCUCCUAGCUUGAAUCAUUGUAGGUUAUAGGAUAUGAAAUGAGGGUGUAAAUUCCUCGCUAAUGUGAAUUGCUUAAAUGCAAACGUAAGCUGGGAAGUCGUUAAAUGCUGAUGUUUCCUGUUGUGUCUUGGAAGUCGGACUCUAAUGAGUUAUAAAAAAUGUCUUUUACAGGUGACAAAAGUAACAAGAAAUUUAUAUUACUGUAUUUCAUAUAAGAACAGCUUUUGUAAUAAAACUUAAUAGGUAAUAAAACAAGGUCUAAUUUUACUGGCCCAGCGACUUUCGGUAAUGGCUCACUGGGAUGUUUAAACUGAAUGGAGCUAUUGUGUUAUUAAUAGCACUUGUGCAUUAAGUCGAAAUGUACUAAAUAUAUUGGAAAUGCCAAAAAUAGACAACUUAUUAACUUCUUGUCAUUAGAUAAAAAUCAACAAAUGAAGAGCAACAAAUGGUUUUCUUCUCAAAUUAUGUAAAAUUUUUUAAAUGUUUUUCAAAAUAUUUUUAACCCCAAACAUGAAAAAAACCCAAACAAAGCCAUUGUGUUUUUCUUUCAGCUGAUUGGCAUGUUGCUGGCCUGCUGUCUGUCCAGAAUCAUCACAGCCAAUCAGUACGAGAUGGUGUAGCUGAUGUGACGUGGCAGGUGAGAAAUCAAAGGUACACACACACGCACACACAGAACAAACAUAUUCAUCCAGAGUUAAAGCUGCUGUAACAGUUUUUAAAUCUCCUUUUUUACUUUGCUAGUAAGUGUUUUGAUUUAUUUGGUUUUUUCAUAUGUUUAAGUCUUGCAUUUGGUUGCAUGUGAGCAAAAAGUACCUUCAAUAAACUCAGCAUCCAAACUAAGAUGAACAAAGAUAGCAGGUGUCUGCUGAUGGAGCAGAAACUUGAGCUGCAAAAGAGCUACACACUCUCUCAGAUCAGAGUAAAACUAAAAAAAACAGACUUACCAUGAGACUAAAAUUUGGCGGUUUUCUAAAACACAUUUUCGGACAAAUACAAAUGUUAGCUCUUGUUUUAUGUGGAUCUUAACUCACACUUUUCCCCUGGCAACUUCUCCUGGUAAUAGCAAUGUGUUUUUUAGUUUGUUCUGCUGCCCCCAAGUGACCAUAAAAUCAAAAAAAACUGCAGGUUUCAUUUCUUCUCUUACCUUUACUCUGUGUUUUUGUCAUCUUAGGGAGAUGAAGAGAAGAAGAGACAAGGAGCCUUGACACAUGAAAAGAGUAAAUUCCUGAAACCAUCACAUGUCUGAAUUGGAAUUUAUAUCCUCCGUCUCUCUGCCUGACCUUAAUGUAAUAUCUUAAUGUAUCUUAUUGUAAAGCACCAUUCCUCGACUCACUGCUGUUACAUCAAAGCAUUCUACACCGCACAUCCCACUGCUGCUUGAUGUAGAAGUUGCUCAUUGGCUCAUAUCUUGGAUCAGUAAAGCCUUGAACAGGCAGGUAAACACAGCACAGCUAUCUAUGUUGACAGCUGUGUUGGUCUCCUAGAGGCAACUGGAUGACACUUUUCCUCUGAGUUGGUCGCAGCAUGUUUCAUCAGAAGAACACUGCACAUCUUUGUACAGACUGACAUGACUUAAGCUUGAAGUUAAUACUUUAAUAGAUAGGUUUAGUUUUGCAUUUGACUUUGCUAUUGCUUACCAUUGUAUAUUAUUAAUAUGGUUGUGACAUUUUGUGCACUGAUCAUGCGUACUGAAGAUAUUAAUUUACAUUUUUAUGAUAACAAAGAAAAGUGAGAAAGUUAAAUUUUGGAAAUGGUCAGCAGUUUUUAGGCUUGAGACUCUUUUUUGACUUUUUUAAGCUUUACUCCCCAGAUGAAUACACGAUUAUGAAAAUACUUCCUUACUGCACACCGAUACUUUCUGGGUCAGAAAAAAAUUAAUUAAUCCAGCAAAAGAACAAAUAAGUGAAGCUUUCGAACAAAUCAGUUGUGUUGUAAACAUGAGGGCGGGUCAAAUCCAAAUAAAUUUAUUUUAAUCCAAAGACCAAGUCCUACCAUAGAGUCCUCCCUGUGACUAUGCAACAAUUUAAUGUAAUAUGCUAAAACAGCCCCCUAUAAUUUAGCUCUCUGUUGCCUAAAAGUUGGUCAUGGGAUUACAUCCUCAGUCAUGAAAUCAAAAUGACUUGCUUUUGGUUUAAUGCUGUGUGGCUCCUUGAAAAAAUUUGAUAGUGUGGAACUUAGGCUGUGUCCGAAAUUACACAAACAUCCACUUCCACUUGCAGCUUCCUACUCAGUAAGUUUUCUGUCGUGGACCCUCUAAUCGAGCUCAUAAACACCAGAUAUGGGUAAUGUAACCGCCCUAUGUUGGUCUGGGAAAAAAAAAAGCAUAAAUUCAAAUCAAAGUUACAUAGAUCCAUUUUGGUUUAAGUAUCCAAAUAUUGCUCUUCUUAUUACACCUUUUUUCUUUGCACAGGUAGCUUGGUUACAAUGCAUUGUGGGACAGUGAGUCCAUUACAAAGGGUAUUGUAAUUCUUGUUCAUAAUUUGGACAGCACUUACAGUUGCAAAUCCUCUUUUAGUACACUACAAAGUGAGUUGUGGGUGAUUUUGGACACAGCCUACGUGCGAACAUGUGCAUUUUUUGAAGUAGCCUCUACAACUGAUAAUAACAGUAAAGAGUUUUUAUUGUAAUGAAGUGAUUUUUCAAUUUUAAACGCUGAUGUGACCUUUCAAACCAAGUUUAAAAGAGGUAUGAUUAACAUGCCUCAAAAGUAAAGUUUUAAGCUGUUUGGGACACCUGCGAUUAAAAAUUAGCUGUCACCUGAGUGCACUCUUAGACUUUCUGUCCUUAGAGUUUUUUCUUAUUUAACCCAGAGGAAAGAUGAAAAGUGGAGAAAUUUGUCAAUUAAAGAGUGAAAAUGUAAAGAUUGACACAGAAGUUUAUAUCCUGCCAACUUUCACAUCUUCGCACACCUCAGGACUCUGUGUGUGAAGGGUGGCCUUAAUUAUCAGAUAGUAGGUUCUGGAAUUUGCAAAGACUGUCACAUCAAGCCCUCGAAUACCCAUGUUGGAAAAGUUUGUACAAACCAAAAGAAGUUGACAAUUCAGCAAGCUUAAUGUGAAGCAUCCGUAAACCUGAGAAGUGGUUCUGAAUUUUUCCUACCUAUGAACAAACUUAAUUCCAAAAUGUUUAUCUUUGAGUAUCAACUCAACACCAGCUAAUAUCUUGUUCUUGCAGACCUCUACUGGUUACAGUUCUCACAUUGUUGCUGUAAUAUACAGGUGUACCUGAGAUCACUGUCGAAAGAAGGUUUCAGUGAAAUGCGGUUAAAUUCCCGCCCAAAAGAGGUCAGCAGAACCCUUUAUAUUGGAGUCAUACUAAAUUAUGAGGCUGAUAAGUUGUUGUCUUCAGGUGGAAAAAUUAAUGCCAGCUGUUUGUACAGUGAGAGAACUCAACAGUGUUCAUCUAGUAUUAACAGUAUUCUCUAUAGUUAACCAACAUCCCAUCAUCAUCACUGUCACCUGUAGAUAUUUAUUGGAAAUGUAAUUUAUAUGAUGUAAUGUUUCUCAGUCUAAUAUGCUAAUCAGUAUCAAUGUCGUGUCACAGUUUUGAUUCCACACUUGCUGUGCUGUUAAUCUGUAUUUGUUUGAUAGUUUGUAGAAAAAACUCGCACUGAAAAAAUACUUGUGGCUACUGUUUUAGUUGAGUGUAACUUGUAGCUGUUGGAAUUUAACUGAAUAUUUAUUAUGGUUUGGUUGGCAUUAAGUUUACAGUUUAACCAAGUGAUUUUUUUUAUCUCUCUUUUAGGAUGUGUGGACGAGUGUGGGUGAUUUCUUUACUUGACUGUGUUCUUAACCUUAAGUGUGUGCUAUUCUUUGUAUGAUAUGGUGUGUAAGUGAGAGAGAAAGAGACAGAGAGAGUCUAGUUAGAGCUAGUUGAACCUUUUGUAUUUACUUUUGGUCAGUAUUAUGUUGUGGCUUUUCAAACCUCAUUGCUUUUAAAGCUGUACAUUUAUUUGGUGAAUGUAUGUUUUUUUUUUUCCAACACUUCUAUAACUUUUUUCCCUUCCUGAGCUGAUAUUGUCCUGUAAAUACUAAAUUGUAAUACCAUCUAGCUUACACAUGGGGUCACCAGACACUCAGAAGCAGUUUCACUCGCUGUCUACUAUUGACUAAGUCACCAUCAGUGGUCUUAUUAUCAAUAAAUAUACUGAAUAACAGAUGUUGG